Molecule: messenger RNA, 1309 nt
Organism: Talaromyces stipitatus ATCC 10500
Lineage: Eukaryota; Fungi; Ascomycota; Eurotiomycetes; Eurotiales; Trichocomaceae
Exons: 2
Coding region: 36-1262 (408 amino acids)
Cellular component (GO): nucleus
Source: RefSeq, a predicted model, not a curated record
AAGUCAACAACCACAGAGCGCCCACGCAGAACAGAAUGGGUCUAGUGCAAUAUUCAGAUUCCGAAGUCUCCGAUGAUGAGGAACAGCCUCAAGUUACCCAACCCAUCACUAAGAACACAACAGCAGAGACAAAACCCGACCAGAAAUUCUCAUCAAUCGUAGAUCGCGGAAACCCACGCAAAAUACGAGUCGCGCUCCCCGAAAUCAAACCAGAAAAUAAAGCCGAUGACAGCAUCGAAGAUGAUGAAGAUGGACCAGCCAGGAAAAAGCCAAGGACAACCGGAGGCGGAAUAUUUUCUGGAUUCAAUUCGUUGCUUCCAGCACCAAAGCGCGCAAAUCUACCGACUACGUCUGGGGGAAACGCGAGCAAGAAUACAAAAGCAGAUGCUGAGUGGCGUCAAGAACAAGCCCUUGAUCAAGCUUCUAUGGGAGGCUCUGAGGAUGAUACGAUACCGAAACCGGGAAGUCUGCGCAACGACCCAAAGGAAGGCAGUUUAUUGAAAGAAGAGAAUUAUAAAAAAAAGGGCAAUGCAAUGGUAUUCAAACCUCUAUCGGUAGCGCGUAAUGCACCAAAGAAGAAGUCUGCUGCUUUCGUGGCAGCACGGGCAGCUCCUGCUGCUGUCAAUACCGCACAGAAAGCAAAUGACUCAGAUACUCCUACAGAGAGAGAUGCUUCCAUAGCAGCUACUACGACUACAACUACAGCUGCAGAAGCUAGUCCUGCCACAAAACCUAAACCCAAAAUCAGUCUCUUCUCAUUCUCGAACGAAGAUAAGACUACUUCAACCGCAUCAACCAGCGCAUACGAAUCAAUCGUAUACAAUCCCGAAGGCUUUGAUGCACCUUCCAAUACAGGAGAGGAUAUCUCCGCCCUGGAACAACAUAAUCAACCAUCAGCAACCUACCCUACUCCAUCCACACAACAACAAUCAACUCUCGACGCCAUUGCCAACGACCUAAACCUCUCUCGUGCCCAGCGACGACAGUUACUAGGCCGAAAUCCAGGCACAGUACAAGCCAACUCGAAAAUACUAACAUUCAACACCGAUGCAGAGUAUGCAUCGAACCAAGAACUGCUUUCCAAAACAACGGAAGAAGAGCUUACCGCGCAACAGCAUAAUCCCGUUCGCGCAAUUGCUCCUGGUAAGCAUUCUUUGCGUCAGCUUGUGCAGGCUGCAAGUUCGCAGAAGGAUGCACUUGAAGAGAGUUUUGCUACUGGACGAAGGAAUAAGAAGGAAGCUGGAUCUAGAUAUGGAUGGUGAUAUAGGCUCUUCUAUCUUUCAUAGGGAUAAUGAUCACUUACGUCUAA